AUGGCAGCUGCAACUGAACCUCCAGCAGAGGCAGAGCCAUCUAAGAAGUCCUGGCGCCGUGCAACCUCCUUCGCUCGUCUGCUCGUCUACGGCAACCCCUCAUCCAAGGAUGUAAUUAUCCUGACCAUUGGCUUUGUUGCUGCAAUCGCCUCUGGGAUUCCAUUCCCUAUCAUGUCCAUUGUCUUUGGACAGUUGGUUAAUGGGCUGAACUCCGCCACAUGUGAAGUCAACGCCGACACCGCGGCGUCCUACCAGGACGGAAUCAACUCCAAGAUUCUGUUGAUUGUAUAUGUCGGCAUAGCAUAUUUUCUGCUGAUCUAUAUCUAUACCCUGUGCUUUAAUCUCAGUGCCGAGCGACUUGCCCAGCGUCUGCGUGAAAAGUAUUUGAGUGCCAUCUUGCGCCAAGAUGCGGCCUUCUUUGACAAUCUUCCCGCCGGUGAGGUCUCUUCACGGAUAACAGGGGAGAUUUCCAUUGUGCAGCAGGGUACAAAUGAGAAAGUGGGCAUCGUGAUCAACAGUAUCUCCUUCUUCAUUGCUGCCUAUGUUGUCGCAUUCAUCAAGGACGCUAAGCUCGCCGGUAUGCUGGUCUCCCUUACCCCUGCGUAUCUCCUCAUGGCAUUGGGUGGUGGGUACUUUGUGCAGAAGUACUUUGGUCGCUCCCUCGAGAGCAUCGGAAAGGCUUCCUCCGUCGCGCUGGAGGCUUUCUCAAACAUCACCGUUGUACAUGCGUUCUCGGCAAAUGCGAGACUAGAGGAGAAGUUUAUCAAGGUCUUGAACCCAGGCCUUUCGGCUGGUAUGUGGAAGUCUAUUGCCAUGGCUGCUCAGGCUGGACUUCUAUAUUUCAUCGCAUUUUCGGCAAAUGGUCUCGCCUUCUGGCAAGGAUCUAGGCAGAUCGCUAGUGCCGUCGAGUCGGACACUGGCGGCAUCACGGUCGGAGCUACAUUCACAGUCAUCCUGAUCCUCGUAGAUGCCUCUCUUAUUCUCAGCCAGGCCGCUCCCUUCCUGCGCACCUUCGACUCCGCGGCCGUGGCUUUUGCCAAGUUGGAAGCUGACAUGGACCAUGUAUCGAGCAUUGAUGGUACUUCUGAGCACACCGGACAUGUUCUGUCGGAGGUUGUGGGAGAUAUCGAGCUGCGGAAUGUCUCAUUUACCUUUUCUUCGCGCCCAGAGAAGCCCGUGCUACAAGAUCUUUCACUCUCUUGUCCUGCUGGUCAGCAAACGGCUAUUGUGGGACUAUCCGGCAGUGGUAAAUCCACCGUCGCAGGCCUGAUUACUCGAUUCUACAACUCAACGGAAGGUGCCGUGCUUCUAGAUGGCCAUGAUGUGAAAGACUUGAAUGUGCGGUCAGUCCGUGGUGAGAUCAGUCUUGUUCAGCAGGAACCCUGCCUUCUCGAUCGAUCCAUUCUCGAAAACAUCGCUCUUGGUCUGGUGAACUCCCCUAAACACAGACAUCUGCAUUGCAUCCUUAUGACAGAUGUUCUUGUCAAUGUUGCCGAGGCUCUUCGUGGUGGUCAAAAUAUUGAAUUAGUGUCCCAAUCGCACGGGGAUCAAGUGCAAGAGAUUAUCAAACUGGUUCUUGAGGCUGCUUCUUUGGCAGAUGCAAUCGGCUUCAUCCAGAAUCUACCGGAAGGUUUUGGUACAUCGGUCGGCACAAAAGGCCAUCUCAUCAGUGGUGGCCAGAAGCAACGCAUCUCGCUCGCUCGCGCGUUGGUCAAGGAUCCACGCAUUCUCAUCCUCGACGAGGCUACUGCCUCGCUCGACUCGGCAUCAGAGCUCCGUAUUCAAAAGGCAUUGGAGCACGUGGCCGUAGGACGCACUGUCAUUACGAUUGCUCACAGACUUUCCACAAUCAAGAAAGCGGAUAAUAUCAUUGUCAUGCGCCAGGGGAAAUUGGUAGAACAAGGAACACACCAAGUACUGCUCGAGGCUGACGGAGCGUACGCCGAGCUUGUCCGUCUUCAGAAUCUCAACGUUAAUGGCAGUGAAGAAGAUUCCACCGACUCUAUCUCGGUGCUUUCAAAUUCCUCGACUCAAGGGCUCCAUGAGAAGAGUGAAGCCUUGGCUGCCUCGACUGCAACCGAUUUCCCAACAACAGGCAAGGCAGAAGGACAGGUCGUAACCAAGCACUCCACCACGGAGGGUAUUACGGGCCAGCGAGCUAUGUUAUCAACAAUCAAGUGUAUGAGUGCACUUUUCCGGCCAUAUUCUUUUCUUCUUAUCAUUGCAAUCGCUGGAGCGGUCGUUAUUGGUGGUACAUACUGCGGCUCGGCGGUGAUCUUUGGCAAUGUUGUGGGCAAACUCAGCUACUGCGAGCAACCGAGCUCUAUUCGCCAUGCCGGCGAGCUCUUCGGAUUGUUGUUUUUCAUGUUGGCCAUCAUCGAGUUCAUCGCGAAUUUCCUCAGUUGGUCUCUUUUCGGCUGGAUCGCCGAGCAGAUCAUCUACAAAGUGCGCGUUCUCACGCUGCGGUCAAUUCUAGAGCAGGAAAUGGCCUGGCAUGAGGGCGAGGACCGCAACGCUUCUAUUCUGCUUGAUUUGAUCACCAAAGAUAGCACCGCACUGGGUGGUCUAACCGGUUCCGUUGUCUGUACAAUUCUCUCCAUAUUUGUCAGUCUCAUCGCGACCAUCACCAUGACGCACAUAAUUGCCUGGAAAAUCGCGAUUGUGUGUCUUUCGGUAGUGCCGUUGCUACUAGGCGCGGGUUACAUGCGCGUUAGUACACUGGCUAGCUUUGAGGAGCAGCACCUGGAGGCUUUUGCGAACUCCAAUGCCAUCACCGUCGAAGCUGUCAACUCCAUCAAGACUGUGAUGUCUUUGUCCCUGGAGCAUGAGAUUCUCGGCAUAUACCGUCGCUCCUUGCAAGCCCCCAUGCAUCAGAUCACCAAACAAAGCGCAUGGGCAAAUCUAUGGCUAGCAGUUGGCUAUGGACUGAGCAACUUCCUCUAUGCGCUCGCCUACUGGUGGGGCUCAACCCGUAUCAUUGCCGGCGAGUACACCCAAACGCAGUUCUUCAUUGUCCAACUUGCUCUGCUAGUGAGCUCUCAGCUAUGGGGGCAGGCAUUUGCCCUUGCACCAGAUGUUUCGCGUGCUUUCCAAGCUACGCGUCGCUUGUUAGAUGUGCUCGAUCUGGGCUCUUUCAAGAAGCUUUCCUCUGCUCUCACGCCGAUGGGGGAUAUUGAAGCCACUCCCAAGCUAAGUGGGAAGUCCCAGUCGAUGGAUGUUGACGGCACCAGUGUCGCUUUCAAAGAAGUGACCUUUUCCUACCCGGCACGACCAGACACUCGUAUUUUACACGGACUGGAUCUGAACAUCCAGAGUGGACAAUUCGCCGCGCUGGUGGGACCCAGUGGUGCCGGCAAGUCCACCAUCAUCUCUCUCGUGGAGCGCUUAUAUAGACCGGAGUCGGGUAAGGUCGAAAUUGGAGGGCGCGACAUCGGGUAUGGAGAUGACUCAUUCCGCCAUGAUAUCGCAUACGUUCCACAACAGAGCGUCAUGUUUGACGGCACAGUCCGCUUCAACUUGACCCUCGGCGCACGACCCGGUCAGUCAGUGUCCCAUGAGGAGCUCGAGGAAGCCUGCAAGCUGGCCAACAUCCACGACACAAUCAUGCAGCUGCCCGAUGGAUAUGACUCGGAAUGUGGACCCAACGGGGACCGCCUUUCUGGAGGCCAAAAACAGAGGUUGGCGAUUGCACGGGCACUCGUCCGAAAGCCGAAGCUCUUACUUCUAGACGAGUCGACGAGUGCCCUUGAUGCGGAGUCGGAGCGAUUGCUACAAGAUGGCUUGGAGAAAGCGACAAAGAAUAUGACAGUCAUUGCCAUUGCGCAUCGACUUUAUACCAUUCGCAGGGCAGACGUCAUCUUUUUGAUUGAAAAUGGACGCUGUGUUGAUCAGGGAACUCAUGCGCAGUUGGUGGAUCGCAAUGAGAGCUAUCGGGUAAAUGCGCUUAAUCAAGCGGUUGGUCAGUGA
Molecule: messenger RNA, 3966 nt
Organism: Penicillium cataractarum
Lineage: Eukaryota; Fungi; Ascomycota; Eurotiomycetes; Eurotiales; Aspergillaceae
Product: ABC transporter ATP-binding protein
Exons: 3
Coding region: 1-3966 (1321 amino acids)
Biological process (GO): transmembrane transport
Cellular component (GO): membrane
Molecular function (GO): ATP hydrolysis activity; ABC-type transporter activity; ATP binding
Source: RefSeq, a predicted model, not a curated record